UUUUUGAAAUACAAAACAAAAACGGCUUCUUGAAAACUUUAUUUAGGGCAAAAAUUAUGGAGAUGGAUGAUAAAAAAGAAUUUGAAUUGGAUGUAACAAUGGAAACUCGUUCCCGAUAUAAACUUCGUUCAUCUCUCAAGAAAGUAAAGUCGAGAAACUCUUUAGAGGCUGAGGAAGUGAAUUCAGAUAUUACACUUAAUCCACCGCCAAGAAGAGUUAGUUUUGCAUCAAGCAACUAUAUCAAACCUUUCAUUGAUGAUCCCGAAAGAAAUACUAUAUGGGACAACACAUAUGAAGAAGAAGUUGACCAUAUAGAUUCAACAAAAUCAGAAGCCUCAUCACUUAAAACACAGAGUAUUACAUUUGAAAGGAUUCGUACUGAAACCAUUCAAACAAAUAAGCAAAAAAUUACAAAUAAAACAGUAAUAUUUGAUCAAAGUGCGAUGGACUUAGAAUAUACUCUUGAACCACAAAGUAUACUGAAGAAAACAAAAGAGACUUAUGAGCAGUCUGCUUUAGCUAUGGAGAUGACUUGUAAUUGGACUAAUAAAAUUGUGGAGUCUAGUAAGUUCUGGAAAGAAGAAACAGUUAGUAAUAAGGAAAACAUUUUUGUAAAUUUUGUUGUUAAUCAUGAACCUUUAAACAAAAUUCAAGACUUUUCACAGCAACAACAAACCAACCAAUCAAGUGAUCAUACAGAAUUUCAGUGUAAUAAUGAUAAUAAUGUGAUACUUAAUCCAAACAGAACAAUAAUGAAUGAUACAGAAAUGGAAUUUACAUGCAAGUAUAAUUUUCCUUCAAAUAUAAUAUCAAAAGAACCUGUCGAGUGUGCUUCUGAUAAAGGAGAAGAGUCAAUGGAAUUUACUUGUCAAUAUAAUUUUGUACCUCCUGUUAAUUCUGGAACAGUUCCAUUAAAAAAUAACGAAAGUGACAUGAAAGAGAUGGAACAGUCAGUUUUUAAAGAACCAUUUUUAUCUACUUCAAAAAAACAAAAUUCCAUAAAUAAAUGUCAAAAUAAGCCAAUUAAAAUUCAAACUUUUGGUGGUAUUCCAAUUGCUGUUGACUUAUCCAAUCAAAGUACAGAGUCGUUAUUGGAAAGAUCAGCCAAUGAUCAGAAUAUAAAGAAAGUUAUGACAAUCGAGGAAAAUAAAAGUAUAGAUUUAUCUUCAAGAAAUGUCAUAAAUGUUAAAUCAGUUGGUCAACAAGAAUCAGUUAAAUUAAGAACUUUUGGUGGUAUUCCUAUUGCUGUUGAUCUGUCCAAUCAAAGUACAGAGUCAUUAUUGGAACAAUCAGCCAAAGAUAUGAAUAUAAAGAAAGUAAUGAUAACUGAGGAUAAAAAAAGUAAAGAUUUAUCUUCCAAAAAUGACACAAAUGAUAAACAUGUUCUUCAACAAGUUAAAUCAAGAACUUUUGGUGGUAUUCCUAUUGCUGUUCAUCAAUCCAAUCAAAGUACAGAGUCACUAUUGGAACAAUCAGCCAAAGAUACAAAUAUAACGAAAAUAAUGUUAAUUGAGGAUGAAAAAAGUAAAGAUUUAUGUUCCAAAAAUGACACAAAUGAUCAACAUAUUCUUCAACAAGUUAAAUUAAGAACUUUUGGCGGUAUUCCUAUUGCUGUUGAUCAAUCCAAUCAAAGUACAGAGUCAUUAUUGGAAAGAUCAGCCAACAAUCAAAAUAUAAAGACAGUAAUGAUAAUUGAGGAUGAAAAAAGUAAAGAUUUACCUUCCAAAAAUGACAAAAAUGAUAAACAUGUUCUUCAACAAGUUAAAUCAAGAACUUUUGGUGGUAUUCCUAUUGCUGUUGAUCAGUCAAAUCAAAGUACAGAGUCAUUAUUGGAACAAUCAGCUAAAGAUAUGAAUAUAAAGAAAAUAAUGAUAACUGAGGAUGAAAACAGUAAAGAUUUAUUUUCCAAAAAUGACACAAAUGAUAAACAUGUUCUUCAACAAGUUAAAUCAAGAACUUUUGGUGGUAUUCCCAUUGCUGUUGAUCAAUCCAAUCAAAGUACAGAGUUAUUAUUGGAAAGAUCAGCCAAUGAUCAAAAUAUAAACAAAGUAAUGAUAUUUGAGGAUAAUAAAAGUAUAGAUUUUUCUUCCAAAAAUGACACAAAUAACAUACAUGUUCUUCAACAAAUUAAAUUAAGAACUUUUGGCGGUAUACCAAUUGCUACUGAUGUGAGUGAAAUGUCUAUCGAUUUGACAAGGGGUACUAAUCAAAAUAGUUUACAUGAUACUAAUAAAGACACUGGACUACAUGAAAGUAGCAAGGGAAUGUCUCAAAAAUCAUUUGGAGUAUAUAUGUCCGGUAGCAUUCCAAUUGCAACUGAUCAACCAGAUGAAAGUCUCGAUUUGACACUUAAAAAAAAGGAACAAUUUGUGGAAUUGGUUUCUGAAGAGAACAGUAAAGACAAAGUUCCUGUAGAACAACCAAAUAGUUUGCUGACAAAUAUAAUGUCUCCGAAUAAGAUAGAUGACAAAGAUCAAAAUAGGAAUACUUCAAUAUUACCAACACAUUUUGAUGGUACAAACAACGAAAUCUAUAAUAAUGAGUAUAUUAUUGAAAAUGAAAGCAAAUUACUGUGCAGCCGUCUACCUCUUGAGGAGAAUAAAACAUUUUUAGAUUCACUUGCUCGAGACAACUUAAACCAACUCAGUCUUGAUAUGGAAGAAUGUAAUUUAGUGGACACUUUAUCCAGUUCAAACGAGUCAGAAUCGAAGCAUUUCGCCUGUCAGCUUAGUUGUAAUGGUGGUGACCGAACAGAACCCGAAUUGCCACUGCCUAAAGAUUUUUCCGUUAACGAUACAGGAACAAAUUUUCAAAACAGUUUCAACAAAAUAGGUAACAAAGUGGCUUAUUCGGUACCAAUGGGAGUUGUGAAAGGCUCUGGUCUGGAUUUACUCAACUUUAAUAGCAUGUAUAGUGCAGAAGACACCCAACAAUUAAUUGAGGCAGCGUCCUCCUCUGAUCCGCCUUUUCAAUCCAUUGACGGAGAAAGAGCAGAAGCACCACAUAUGUCCGGGAACGUCAGUAUAACUCAGCCAAACGAUACUUUCAGCAAAACACAAUCCAUCCUAAAUGAUAUAGAAAAUAAAGUGAUGACUUUCAAAUUUCCACCUAUAGAUUAUGAAGGUAUAAUGUCUAAAUUGAAAGAUUCGCAAAGGUUUCGAGCUGAAAUUGAGACUGCACUGAAAGGACUUAGGUCCAUAGACGUAGCCGAUUUCGAUUUGGAAAAGAGACGCAGAAGCAGUAUUGCGAAUUCUACCGGCAAUGAAAUGACAAGUAACAGCAAUAGUUUCAAUGAAAUGACUGAGUCUGGAGACGAUGAAAACAGUAGCUCCAUAAUGGAACAUAUGAAAAGUUUAGAGCAGCGUGUUAAGGAAGUUUGUGCAAGGUCAAAUGGUUUGUUAAGUCUAUAUCAUUCUGUGAAUAACUGUUAUAUUUUGGAAAUAUUACACGGUCUUAUCCAAAUAUUUGUGCGAGUUCAUCCAGAAGAUAGUCGCGUGGCUGAAAUAGAGUACGACUCUUGUGUUAAUGAAUCAGCAGCUACAAUUAUCCAUUUUAAAGUACACAACAUCAAACAGAAAUUGGAACCGGUAAAUUUGAAAUCUUACCUAGGAUCAUACUACGACAUUUUAUCACUUUUGGAUUACGUUUGCCUGACGGUAGAGGAUUUCGAGAGGUUCCAUUCUGAAUUUAUAAUAUUGCAACGUAAACACGCUACAUUGAAAAUUGAGAAAGAUUUAAGCAUAUUGUUUGAGGUUCUGAACGCUUCUCCGCCAGUCUGGUGGACGAUACGUUUCGGGAUGUCCUCGACAAAUAAAAUACUAUUUGAGAGUGCACAAUCGCGCUAUGGCCAUAUCAAUGAAGAGCACAUCAAACAAAUUUCAAGAGAUGUUCCAGAGGAUUUAAGUUGUUUGGGGAAUUUUAUCGAUAAAGUUGCCGAGUAUUGCAAAAAGACGCUGGUAGGACUUAAGAACAUAAAACGGAGUUAGUGUUAGUGUGCAGAAGUAGUGUAUCGGUUUAAAGUAUAAAAGAAAGAUGCAUUUAUAUUUUCUGCAAUAGUUGAUGAUAGUAUACUUAUAAAAGAAUAUACUGUGUGUAUUGCACGAAUUCUUGUCUCAUUCCAUAUAUGUCUAUGUAUCUUUGGUUUAGCUGACGAUUACUACGCUUGCUCAGCGAUUGAGCUCUCUGAUUGGGCUGUUCUUAGUCAUACGUUUGACAGAUUAUUAAAUGUAUUUAAAAUAAAACACAAACAAGUUACUUGUCAAUAACUAAAUAUCGCAAAUGCUUUGGGCCCCAAACAGUAUAUUAAUUAUAAAAUAAUAAAUAUAGGAAAGAAAUAUUUGCUUGCAGUCUUAUUUUAAUUCCAUCAGAAUGUAAAAAAAUAUCCUGAUGAUCUGAAUUGUAUAUAUGUAGUAUUUGUUAUUUAUGUAUACAUUAUUUGUCAUUUUAAGAUUAUUUCUGUGUAUAAAUAAAAAAUUAUCUAAAUUUUA
Molecule: messenger RNA, 4487 nt
Organism: Sitophilus oryzae (rice weevil)
Lineage: Eukaryota; Metazoa; Arthropoda; Insecta; Coleoptera; Curculionidae
Exons: 10
Coding region: 57-3986 (1309 amino acids)
Source: RefSeq, a predicted model, not a curated record